Molecule: messenger RNA, 732 nt
Organism: Nanorana parkeri
Lineage: Eukaryota; Metazoa; Chordata; Amphibia; Anura; Dicroglossidae
Product: anionic trypsin-2-like
Exons: 5
Coding region: 1-732 (243 amino acids)
Biological process (GO): proteolysis
Molecular function (GO): serine-type endopeptidase activity
Source: RefSeq, a predicted model, not a curated record
AUGAAGACCCUUCUACUUCUCUGUGUUCUGGGCUUUGCAGCGGCAAUCCCUUUUGAUGAUGAUGACAAGAUAGUAGGUGGAUACACCUGCAACGUGCCAUACCAAGUCUCCCUGAAUUCCGGGUACCACUUCUGUGGAGGAUCCCUAAUCAAUGAGCAAUGGGUUGUAUCUGCUGCUCACUGCUACAAGUCACGCAUCGAAGUCAGAAUCGGAGAAUAUGACAUCAGAGCUGAAGAUGGAACAGAACAGUUCAUUCAGUCGGCAAAGGUCAUCCGUCAUAAGGACUACAACGCCUACACCAUUGACAAUGACAUCAUGUUGAUCAAGCUGUCCGAGCCAGUCCAGCUAAAUGAAGUUGUUCAACCCAUCCCUCUCCCAUCUCAGUGUGCAGCUGUUGGAGCCAUAUGUCUGGUAUCUGGCUGGGGGAACACUAUGAACACCGGUGAGAACUACCCAGAUCUUCUGCAGUGCGUUGAUGUUCCAGUUGUGUCUCCUGAGGACUGUUCAAAGUCUUAUCCAGGACAAAUUACACAGAACAUGAUUUGCUUGGGCUUCCCAGAGGGUGGCAAAGACUCCUGCCAGGGUGACUCUGGUGGACCAGUGGCUCUCAAUGGAGAGCUCCAAGGUGUUGUGUCUUGGGGAAGAGGAUGCGCUCAGCCCAAUUAUCCUGGAGUGUACACCAAAGUCUGUAAUUUCGUCUCCUGGAUUGAGGAUACCAUCACCAGCAACUAA